Molecule: messenger RNA, 1404 nt
Organism: Alternaria arborescens
Lineage: Eukaryota; Fungi; Ascomycota; Dothideomycetes; Pleosporales; Pleosporaceae
Exons: 3
Coding region: 1-1404 (467 amino acids)
Source: RefSeq, a predicted model, not a curated record
AUGCAACUCGUGCCUCCGUCUUGGCUUCUUCCUUAUGCCAUUAACGUCGGCGCUCACGUAAGGAACUGGUCCACCGUCAACCCUUUCUCGAUAUGUCCAAUUGUAGUCGGUACAAGUAGGCUUGUUGAUUCCAAGACCUCGCCUGCCUUUCUUGCGAUAGCGAUCACUCUCGAUGAGCUCUGGGAGAAUGGACAGCAUCAUGUUUCUAUACCUCGACUCCAACAUACACUACAGAAUCUAUUUAACGACCGGAAAGCUUCGGUACUCGAUGCAGACAGUAACGGAGAUACCAUAUUGAGUAGCAUUACGCGCAUAUUCCUUUACUUUCCCGCCGGCUUCUCACGCCCUGGGAAUGAGUAUAUCAGCCUCAUUCGUUUCUUGUUAGAGAUUGGUGCUGAUCCAAACAUCUUGAGGACCUCCUCCCCAGAUGAGGAUGAUCUGUUCAAGUUCGGCGACGUCAAAGGCACUAUAUGCGACUUACUUACAGGACCUAUCGCGUCUCAGGCAUCGAGACCAGCAUCCGCUAGUAUGUUGGAGCUUCUGAGUAUUCUCGAACUGAUUACAGAUGCUGGAGGUCACACUUCGAAACCCGCAAUUAUGCGUGUACAUCCGGCCUACAGAUGCGGUGUUUUUCGUCGGGAGAUCCAGCACCUGGAAUAUUUUGAAGACCAAAUUGAUAUGUGUGACCUUGGCGAUCUUGUGCCGAUGAUCCUACAGCGACAAGAAGAUCAAUUUCAGCGGAUCGUACAGAGAGCUAAACUAGCAACUCUAAAUCGCAGGUCUUCUGUCAACGGGCUUGCCCCGAUUCACUUUGCGGUCUUGUGGCCUGCAGGGCUUAGGAUGCUGCUCGAUAGAAACGUAUAUGUGAGUCCUGAAGAUACGUACGGUCGACAGCCUAUACAUCUCGCCGUAGCGCUAGGCAUAUCGGAAUCUGUUCAAUACUUGCUCAGCGCUGACUGUGGACUCUUUACUCCGCCACGUGACCGUAGCCUGUUGCAGCAUGCAUUGAUGUUGCCGAGUCCGCAACAGUCAGAGAUCUUGCACUUGCUAAUUCCCGCGCUCAUCGAACGCCACACACGCCUCAUGGAUAUGGCAGUUAUGGUCUUGCCGUCCUCCAUCCUUUCCAAGUUGAAUCUGGCGUCUGGGCAGCGACAUGAACAAAGAGCCCCAUCAAUAAUCGAAGCGUUGAUAUCACAUGGUGUCGAUAUUCCUCGAGCUUUAGAUUUAGAUGGAAAGAGCUUUUACUACUUUUCAGUCAUGAGCGAGAACAUGCACCUGGCGCCCAAGAUUGCAGAUGCAUUUUGGAAUGCUGGAUUCCAGGAUAUCGACACGCCUGACGAAAAGGGUGCGACACCAUACCUGCAAAGCUGGUAUUGCGCCAACUUUGAGAUGGUAGACGUGUAG